Messenger RNA from Ceratina calcarata, 12788 nucleotides. It is a transcript of the gene Myo10A, whose product is annotated as unconventional myosin 10A. The coding region runs from base 70 to 11331 and encodes 3753 amino acids. Lineage: Eukaryota; Metazoa; Arthropoda; Insecta; Hymenoptera; Apidae. Gene Ontology annotation, molecular function: ATP binding; cytoskeletal motor activity; protein binding. The record is from RefSeq and is a predicted model, not a curated record. Gene Ontology annotation, cellular component: myosin complex; cytoskeleton. The transcript has 34 exons.
UAAAUACCCGAGUGGAAAAUUGACAAUUUGCUUUUUGAAAAUGUCGAUCGAAACUGAACGGUGAUCAAGAUGGACUGCAGCAAGAGAGUCGAGCGCAGGUCUACGCGAUCGUCGACCUCGGGGAAUCGGUUUUCGUCACGAAACACGCGCUCGGAAGCUUUCUACGCCAGCACGGAACCGUUAUCCGUUCGACGCGCAUUGCAUAAUUCCGCCGGCCCAGACCCAGAUACAAAUUCCGCUCCGAAUUCCAAAGGAUCCGCGGAACGCGUCGUUAGAAGGCGUCAGACUUCCGUCCGCCGGGGUCUGGACCAGCCGGGAGGCGAUAGGACCGCGGAAAGUGCGAAGCAAAACAAGCCGACGAACCAAGAAGCGUUACACACCGUGCCGAGGGAUGUGACUGUGUCCCGAAGAGAGAUCCUACGUAGAUACAGCAAAGAGAAGGAAGAUAAGGAAAACCCGGCGAGGUUUUCCGAGACGUUGCGUCACCGUUGGAAGAGACCGGAAAUGGAUAAGGAUCAACAUGAAAGACCAAGGACUUUGCCUUCCAUCGCGAAGAAGUCGAUUAAGGAACUGGGGAAGGGUCAAUCGACGCAGACGGCUCGUAGGGUCUCCAGGCAAGACAUAUUACGUAGACGCGCGAGCGUGGACGUUCCAGUCUCUCGAGGAAGAGGUCGCGGCGAGGAGAAGGUAGAAAGUUCAGAGGCGAAAGGCCCUGGCACCGUGAAAUCCUCCUCCGUUUUCCCGAGGAGGCACCCUGGGUGGGGCAAAGAGGACGAGAGAGAGUCCAGGUCUGUCUGCGAUCUCCUGGCAGUCACCAGCAAACUACAGGACAUCACUCGCGGCCUCGUGCCGAGACCGUCGACCCUGCCUAAGAUAAUACACGCGUCCAGGUCGAGUAAAGAGGAUUGGGUCAGUCACAGGCUGACCAAGGACGCGGUCAGGAAAGAGCCACCUGUUUAUGGCAGGAUACGCAGAAGAAAGACUUCGUUGCCUGCCAAUACCAGCACUGUCAAGGGUUCUUCGUCGUCGGAAAGGGCCGUGGAUGUGGAGUUCAGGACUACUACGAGACACCUUCGCGACCCGGUGCCUGAUACGCCGUACUGCUCGGCAACCCUGCCGCUUGUUGAAAUGAGAACCAACCCCCACAAGAAUGCCGUAUACGCUAAAGUGUCACGGAAAGCGUAUAAAGAUUCACAGAGGUGUGACACUAAUAAGAUCGAAUCGCAAAACGAUAGUAGAAACGAGAACGAGACAGAUGCUAGUCAGAGGACCAUGUCGCGCAGGAGGAUCAUCGAGAAUACGAAAGACUCUUAUGGAGAGGAGGUAGAUUCUAUCGAAAUUCAGUCGGAAUUUCAGUCAGAGAGUCAAUCGUAUCAGGGCAAGGACUUCGACGUUCAAACGAAGAAGGGUUUGAACGAGGUUAAUGAAGCUAACGUGGGUGGCGUACGUGGGAUCGACAGGCGCGAAUCUCGAUCCAGCACUCGAGCCAAAUCAAAGGAGUUAACUAAGACGAGAUCGAAGUCUCAGAGCAGGUUGAUCGAAAACUUUCGCUCGACGCAGCGAGACACCAGGUUGGCGACCACUCUUCCCAGUUAUGUGAAAAGUUCGAGAAAGUGCACCACCGAGAGUCCAUCGGGCAGCAGAAAAUCGCCGAAAGAGACUGACAAGGGGGUUUCAUCUUCGAAACAGAAUAAAGAGAGGUCGAAUUACGUGAAAAAGUCAACGAGCCACGUCAGGGCGUACAGCGACGCGAUCAGUUGUCGCUCCAACUCGCCGGUAACCUCGUCGAUUUUCGGGUUCUGUACCGGGAAGAGAAAAGUGCAAUCAUCCACUAACAGUGCUACGAAAGUCGAUUCCAUCUCCACUUGCCCGACGUGGAACGUGAAAACGGGUGAAUUGGUGUGGUUCGACCCUGGUGUCGGCCACGUGCUACCGGGAGAAGUUUUGGAAUACCACAGAGCGGCGAACGUACUCUCGGUCCAGGCAGUGAUCGCCGGCAAGCCUCAAAUCUUCACCCUCACAAAUCUAAGCGGGGUGAAGCCAAGGCAGGAUCUCGGGCAAAAUGGAGUGGAGGAUAUGAUUCAGUUAACCGACCUGAAUGAAGCUUCGUUAUUAUGGAACUUAAAGAUCCGAUACGACAAGGAAUUAAUAUAUACUUACACGGGAAGCAUAUUGGUCGCGGUCAAUCCUUAUAAAAUGUUCGACAUUUACGGCCUGGACCAGGUAAAGCUUUACGAAGGACGAAUACUCGGCACGCUGCCACCUCACCUAUUCGCGGUGGGCUCUUCGGCCUACAGCCAAGUGACUGCGGCGAACAACGCCAGCGCGAAUCAGGUGGUGGUUAUUUCCGGUGAAUCCGGUUCGGGUAAAACGGAAUCGACGAAACUCGUAAUGCAGUAUCUGGCCGCCGUUAAUCGGGCGCCGAACAACCUCGUCACCGAGCAAAUCCUCGAGGCGACGCCACUGUUGGAAAGUUUCGGGAACGCGAAAACGCCCAGGAACGAUAAUAGUAGUCGUUUCGGAAAGUACUUGGAAGUUUACUUCAGAGAUGGAGUAAUCGUAGGAGGAAGAAUAACUCAAUAUCUUUUAGAAAAAAGUAGAAUAGUGACGCAAGCAUCUGAAGAAAGGAAUUACCAUGUCUUCUAUGAACUCUUGGCUGGUUUGGAUCAGCAACUCAGGGACAAAUACGGAUUACUAACACCAGAUAAAUACUUUUACCUAAACCAGGGUGGUAACUGUGAAAUUGAUGGGAAAAGCGAUACUCAAGAUUUCAAAGCACUCCUAUCAGCGAUGCAGGUGCUGGGAUUCACGUCCGAGGAACAGGACACCAUUUUCAAGAUUCUCGCAAGUGUCCUACACCUUGGGAACGUGUACUUCCACCGGAAGCAGAUGAGACACGGCCAAGAAGGCGUGGAGGUCGGUUCUGACGCCGAGAUUCGUUGGGCGGCUCAUCUGCUUCAAGUAAACUCCGACGGGAUUAUCAGAGCGCUCACUACCAAAACGACGGAAGCCCGGAACGAGAGAGUUUUCACGGCGUUGAACAUCGACCAGGCGCUGGACGCCAGGGACGCGUUCGCCAAGGCUCUGUAUAGUUCCUUGUUCUCCUGGCUAGUAGCACGCGUCAACCACAUCGUCUACAAAGGGACGAAGCAGACGGCGGCGAUUUCGAUACUCGAUAUAUUCGGGUUCGAGAACUUCACCGAGAACAGCCUCGAACAAUUGUGCAUCAACUACGCGAACGAGAAUCUGCAUUUCUAUUUCAACAAGCACAUAUUCAAGCUGGAACAGCAGGAGUACGCGAAGGAAAAAAUAGACUGGACGACUAUUAAUUAUACCGAUAAUUUACCGGUGAUACAUCUAAUCGCUAAAAAGCCAGUUGGCAUUCUCCACCUUCUGGACGACGAGAGCAAUUUUCCCAAAGCGACGGACUUGUCCUUCCUAGAGAAGUGCCACUAUAAUCACGCGUUGAGCGAACUCUAUUCAAGACCGAGGAUGAACUCUGCUGAGUUCGCUAUUAAACACUACGCUGGCCAAGUUUGGUACAACGUCGAUGGAUUCUUGGAUAAAAAUAGAGACACGCUCCGAUCGGACGUGGUGGAAUUAUUAAUAAGCAGCAAGAUACCCAUGGUCAGCAAGAUGUUCCAACAUGUAAGGACGACGCAUGAAGCCAACAAAACUAUGAACAAACCUAAUGGGAGAUUCGUAACUAUGAAACCGAGAACGCCGACUGUGUCUGCUCGGUUUCACGAUAGUCUGCAACAACUUCUGGACUCCAUGUCUCAGUGUAACCCGUGGUUCGUACGGUGUAUAAAACCUAAUACGGAGAAAGCGCCGAUGAAAUUCGACAUGCCCUGCGUGCUGGAGCAACUGCGUUACACAGGAAUGCUCGAGACGAUACGUAUACGAAAAACCGGUUACCCAGUGAGACUUCUAUUCGGCCACUUUGUAGACCGAUACAGAUAUUUGGUUUCCACGCAUCUGCCCCGCGGAGCCCCAAACAAGGAGCUCUGCCGCAUAAUUUUGGACAAAGCUGCACCGAAAGAGGCCCAGUCUCAAUACCAACUCGGGCUUACUAGGGUUUUCUUAAGAGAAUCGUUGGAAAGGACUCUGGAAUACAAUAGAGCCCUGAUUUUGGAAAGGGCUGCCAUAACUGUUCAAAGGUACACCAGAGGGUUCCUCGCCAGGAGAAGGUUCCUAAAUAUCUCGCGGAGCACGGUGCUGAUUCAGGCGGUUUAUCGCGGGUAUCGCAAGAGGAAGAAGUACAACGCGUUGAAGAGGGGCGUUCUUAUGGCACAGAAAUUAUACCGCGGUAAAAAGCAGCGUGAGAAGUUCAAGGUGUUGAAAGAGGAGAUGGCGAAGAGAGCGGAGAUCGAGCGAGCCAGUAAGGAACGCGCCAAAGCGAAACAACAGAGGGAGGAGCAGGAGAGAACUUCUAGAGCCGUCGCCGGCGUCAAUCACUUGGAAAUUCCUGCUGAACUGGCUUUUAUUUACAGCAAACUCGACGACUGGCAGCCCACUCAUUCAGAGAGGAACCUCUUGAAAGUAGUAGGACAAGUGAUACCCAUGCAUCAGAAUUAUAGCUUACCGAACGAUAUCGAUCAAUACCAGUUCUCCAAGUUCACCAACAUUUACUUCAAGAGUCACAUUUUUGGCAUGAAACGGGAGCCCAUAAAGACACCAUUUUUGGCAAAAGCCCGGGACCAAGAUUAUACAGACUCGUUGAUGAUCUUCAAAAUGAUUCUACGCUUUAUGAACGAGAAUAACUUGAGCGGUAAACGGGAACAAGCGUUAGGCGAUUACAUAGUGAACAAAGGAAUUGUUAAUGAGAAACUGAGGGACGAAAUCCUGUGCCAACUUGCGAAUCAAACGUGGAAGAACGAAAACGAUGCUAAUAAGGAGAGAGGAUGGCUGCUGUUGUCAAAUUGUCUGUCAGCGUUUCAACCUAGUGCGACUCUGUUUAAAUAUAUUUUGAAAUUUGUGUCUGACCACGCAUACGAUGGUUACAAGGCGUACUGUCAGAGGAAACUCCUGCAAGGGGAGAGAACUAUAUACCGAAUUAUGAACAGUAAUCAGCAAAUUGUUCAUCAUAUUCCAAGGAAUUAUCCUCCCUGUGUUUUGGAAUGGAGAGCUAAUAGGAAUCGUGUCAACAUGGCUCUGAGCGUGGGAUUCUAUGACGGCGAGACAGUCACCUGCACGGUGGACUCUUGGACGACGUGCGAAGAACUGGCCAAUUUAGCCGUUCACAAUCACGGGGUGGACAAUGCCGGAUGGACCAUCACUCUGUGGAACCAAUUGGAAGGUCCCGACGCGAUCGUUACGGAAACCAACGGAUUCGAUUACGUUUUAGAUUUGAUCUCUGAGAUGGAACUUGCGCCGGCGUUCCCAGCUGCAAAACACAUGUUCUUGGAGCAGCGAAAGAACAGUUAUCCGCCGAUCAAAAAGAGAGAACAUGCACAGAUAAUUCGAGAGCUGGAGCAGGAAAUAGAGCCACCGGUUCUAAAAACGUUCCAACCGCUCGAAAGAAAACCAGUACCGAAGAUUAUGGAUAAACCUGUCGAGCCGGAAAUCCAAUCACCGAGGAGACCGGCCGUUCCACCGCCGCAGCCGCCAGUGGCAAAGCCAUCGGUGAGGAAACAGUCUCACGAAGCGAUGCUAGAAACCACGGCGGACACCGGGCUGUCUCGGAAAUCAGCCCUGAACGACAGAUACUUCGAAAAGGAAAAACAACGCAGUCGUAGUUUGGACAAUUUACUUCAACCGGAAGUGGUCCCAUCUCCGGUGAAGCUAGCAAAUCUGGGAUUGUCUUCGUCGAAGUUAAACGAACGGUAUCACAGCUUGGAAAGGAUUGGCGAGACUUCGGCCGUUAGUAACGUAGAGUACAUGACCAGGAACGAGAUUGCGCAAGAAAGGAAGUACAGUAGAAUAACUCGAACGACAGAACCGAAUAUAGAGGAAGAAGAUUUAACUAUUGAUUUCGAGUACCCGGAUAUUCAAUCGGUCAGUCAGACCGGACGAUCUGAAGACGACAAGAGCAGUUACAUCAGGUCGCAGACUAGAUUCGUCAAGUCUCAGUAUCCCGGUAAACGAGCUCCGCCAGGCAGUCAGUCGAGCCGUGCGUACAUCGAAAAGAGCGAAUACGGUGUGAAAUCGUCUGCCAUGUCCGACACGAGCGAGGCUCCAUCCCUGGCGUCGCACGUAAGGCGAGUCAGGGUGCCUAGUCAAGCCUCGGAUGUGGACCAAUUCUUGGACGAACUGUUUAUGCCAGUUUUGGACGGGAAUUUGGACGAGCUCUCCGACGCCAGGAGUUUGGCGGCUAGUAUCAAAGGAUCGAAGGGUGACCGAACCCAAAAUGCUAUAAUUCUCGAAGACUUAGAAAGGAGGUUUAACAAUCGAGAAACAGGGAUUGAAACGAUGCAAGACUUCAUCGGAUCGAUGAUGAACGCAGAUGGGACAGAGAUUACAGCCAGAGAAUUGUCCGAGAAGAUCAAGGGUGGUGGGAACAUGGAUAUACCGAAUCAGAAUACAAGCUUUAACUUUGGUGCCAUUACGCCGGGGAUGAUGUCACCCCCGAUGAUGAUGCCGAUGUUCAGUCCACCGCAACAAGUGCCCUCGCCUCAGAGUUCGAGUAUGAACAUGAACCCCGGGUUCAUGCCCAUACCAAUUUAUAGCAUGCAAGGACUCAACCUCCCUCAAUACCCGAAUUCACCGCCUAACCAGAGUAACGACAUGAUGGCCUAUCAACAAAACCUGCAGCGAGCUUUCCUUCAAAGCGCCAUGGCUCAGAACAUUCAGAUUCAGCAACAAUUAUUAGCACAGAACCAGGCGCUUCAACAGCUGCUCGUGCAGAGCCCUCAAAAUUCGUCGCAGCCGGGCACGGCAGGCCCCUCCAGUAUGAAUCUUGUCCCCCCAGCCCCCCAAAACGGUGCCCAAAUCGGGCCGAAUGAUUCCAUUGGACGCUACUCCAAGGUAUCCUUUAGAGAGCCAGAGGACGGUGAGCUUUGGUCGACGGAGAAGCAGAACACGCCGACUCAAGCUGCUAGCCAGCGACAAGAGGUGACAGUGAAAGCUCAGAUUCAUCGGUCGCAGAGUCCACCGCGGAAGAACGCUGAAAUUGUUAGGAAGACGAGUGUGGAAUACGCGGUGAGGAAAAUCAGCGUCGAGAGGAAAGUGGGCGAAAAGAAAUCGCCCGGUGCGACGGAUGCCAAGAGGCCGAGUUCUAAUAAGAGCAACGUGCAAAGUAAUUUUACGAACGUGCUGAGCGAAUUGAAGAAUCGUAAAAGUAGCGUCGACAGCAAUUUGUCGAACUCUAGUAACAACAAGGGAGUUCCACCCCCGCCGCCUAUGCCGCCGCCCUUGGAAUCCCACGAUCCAUCAGAAUCGAGGCCUUUCUUAGAUCCUUACGGAAGGGCCAAAACCGUUCGAAUAGGCAAAUGGAGAUGGCCUCCGCCGAGCGACUCGAACGAAAAUCAGAGCCAAGACAGCUUUAUAGAAUUUAAAAUGCGGCAGCAGCAGCAACAACGGAAAAUCACGCCGCAGUAUCAAGAAUAUAAUCAAGGCGACGGUGAGCCGAGCACAGAAGGUGCCGUGGAAUGGGAGGAGUUCGAAAUUGAAAAUAUUGUUGGAAACGAGGACAAAACAGUAGUGACUCACUCGUCCACUCCGAUUUCCAAACAUGAAAAUGGGUAUAAAGAAGAGGGAGAGAAAAAGAAGAAAAAAUCAAAAUCCGCGUUAGAAGUCGGCGCGCAGAGACCGUCGCCAGGAAGUAUAGGAAAACUGAAGCUCAGUUCAGAGAUGAGGCAGAGACUGGAAAAGGUUACGGCGAAUCACAGCGUCAGAUCGACUAAAACCGCCGAGAAACCCGCCCUACCACGCGACGACGCUAAAGUCAAACGUUUAGAAGAUAAUAGGAAGCUUCUCCUCGAACAACAAUUGGGGGGACGAUGGGACGAUUACGCAUCGACGGCUGACGACACGCAAAGCAUUACUUCAAAAGGCACGACCGAUAUGAUGACUCAGGCGCAAGUUGUCAGGACCCAGAUCGAAAGAAUGGAGAGGCCUGUGCCACCUCCGCUUCCUAUUACACCUCCGCAGCCCCCGAGCCCCAGAGGCGGAAGCAUGUACAGCAACAGUCAAUCUGGAGUGCCACAGCCCAGAUCGCCACCAGCCCCGGUGGAGCCGAAGGGUCGAGAUUCCUUUAGAACCUCUCCAGAUUCGGAAACCUUCGAGCAUUUCGCGAAGAAUCAACGCGACAUGUUCAGCCAAAGCCGAGACAUUUUCGCAUCCCAGCAACACUUGCGAGAGAAUCACGAGUACCGGAAUGCACAGGACCAAAAAUCGAAAGACUUUUACGGGAAAGACAGUACCGACAUGGCCAGUUCCGCCAGAGACAGGAGCUCGGAUUUCGAUUCUCGUCGAGACUUCAACUCAGACAUCUUCGAUCCGAAAUACACGAGGGACAUAUUCGAAAAUUCUAAAAGAGACUCUUUCGGAAUGAUCAGGGACGUGUCUCCGAAGUCCAGAGAUAGCUUCGGAAUGCCGACGUCGAGGGACUUUGGCGUGAUGCCCAACACGAGGGAAUCGUUUGCGGCCGCUCGGCAAAGUUUCAAGAAAUUAGACAUGGACAGGAGAUCGAGCGUGGCUUCGACUCAUCGCACGGACAAGAUGGAGAGGAUCGAAAUAGAGGAAUGGCCCGAGUUUCUCAGGCCUGUAAUGCCGCCGGCCGAGAAACCAGAGAUCGAGAAGGUCCAGGAAGUCGUGAACACGAAACUAUAUCCUCAGACGUCGUCGGCUCAUUUCACGUACAACCGAGUGACGUGGACGUUGAGGGUGAAGAAAGAGGUGUUCGCGCCUAACGAAACGCUCAACAGUCCCUUGGCGCUUCACUUGGUAUUCUGUCAAGUCGCGUACGAUGUGCUCGCCACGUCGAGCAUCAGAAUCACGAAGGAGGAUAGGCAGAACAUGCUCAAGAUGCUGGAUAAUUAUGGUGUCACUCUGGACAACUUGCAGAGUACCCAGCACAAGAUUACUAUCAAGAAAAAUGUAGUCGAUAUGGCUAAACAGUGGCCGCUGUACUUCGCGAGGAUAUUCCCAGUGUCCAUUGGGCCUCAGCAUCCAGAGACGCAACACGUGGCCAUCUCUCAUCACGGUCUGCGACUGAUAAAACGCACGACAAGCGGUGACUUAGUUAUUUUGGAAACACUACCAUUAGAAGACAUCGUGUCAGUGAGCUGCCCGAGAAUCGGUGUAUGCGUGUUACAAAUCUCGUCGGGAGUCAGGCUACCCUUGCACACGAAUCGAGCGCCGCAGUUAGCAGAGAUGAUUAACACCUACAUCAGACUGGUUGACCAUAAGCCGCUGCACAAGCCGAACCAUCACGAGAACCAUGUGUCGCAGAUCACGAAAUCCAUCCAGUCGCAGGCGAACCAUAACAGCACGGCGAACCAUGUGCACGGUCAGCCGAAUCACGUUAUCGGUAACCACGAGAGCAAUCACGUGUCCGGUGCUCGUGUGCCGAAUCACGUGUCGGCAACGAAUCAGGCGAAUCAUCAGAAAAACCAGCAGAACCAGCGGCUGAGCUCGAGCCAGCAAGAGUGGCGGCAGCCGGAAGACAACGGCAGAUUGCAAGAGGAUGGCAUAUACGAGACCGGGCCGGUCGUCAACGACGGCAAACACUCUCUGUUGCAGUACGCCAUGCUAAACUUUAGACAGAGCACCGAAAAAUUCGAGAUGCUGAAGACAGCCGAUGGGUCGAUAAGCGGAUCCCUUAAAGUGAUAGAGUCAUUGAAGAGUAAAAAGAAGAACAAGAAGAACAAGGGUCAACCGGACGGCGCGGAAUGGACUUGGAAGGAACAAGUGGACCUUGUGAAAUACUCUCCGGUGCCAAUCGAGCAGAGUCUUUUAAGAUUAGACGCGGAUUUGAGUACCCUGGCAGUCGAGUGCUUCUUGUGUCUAAUGAGGUACAUGGGCGAUCAACCGUUGCCGCCUGAUACCAGCGAAGUUAAAUGCGUUUACACCAUUCUAAUGCAUUGUCACAAGUACGAACAGCUCCGUGACGAGGUAUACUGUCAAUUGAUGAAACAGACCACGAACAACAAGAGCCCGAAUCCCGAGAGCUGCCAACGGGGCUGGAGGAUCUUCAGCAUCGUCGCUGCUUAUUUCACCUGUAGCGAUGGCCUCAGGCCGUACCUUACCAAAUACCUGGAAACCGCGGCCUACGACAAGCGGAGAGCGUAUCAUGGAACAGCAACGGUGUGUCUACAGAACCUAAGGAAAACGGUCAAGUACGGUGGAAGGAAAAACGUGCCAAGCGUGGACGAGAUUAUGGCUAUCAGCGCGGGUAGAAACGCGAAGCGACAGAUUUACAGAUUGCCAGGCGGAACGGAAAGAGUUAUCAACACCAAAUGCACCACUGUUGUCCAGGACGUUAUCGAGGAGAUGUGCAAUAUAAUAUCCGUAAGGAAUCCUCACGAAAUGGACGAGUUUUCGUUAUACUGCAUCGUCGAAGGAGAUGCAUUCACCAUGCCUCUAGCAAGAGACGAAUACGUACUCGACGUAACUACAGAAUUGCAUAAAAAUCAUCAAGUCUUCUAUCUAAUAUUCUGCAGAUCCGUCUGGUAUUAUCCUUUGAGACUGGACGCACCGUUGUAUAUAGAAGUUGUGUUCAAUCAGAUAGCUCCGGAUUACUUGGAGGGUCACCUACUAGUUUUACCCGGCGAACAUUUACCUCAAGAAGUCAUAUAUGAUAUGGCCCAGAUUGCAGCUCUUUUGCACAGGGCAGCUGAUAUGACGUACGAACCGUCCACGAAGGAAAUCAAAUACUUGUUACCAAAACCAGUGCUUAGUUUAAGAGAGCCACGACCGCAGCAGUGGUCGAAUAUGGUUCAACAGGCGUGGAAUAACGUGCAGCAUAAUACAGUGGCAGCUUGCAAAGCUCAGGUACUCGAAAUUUUAUGGAAGUGGCCGCUAUUCGGAUCCAGUUUCUUCGCAGUGAAAAGGGUGCCGGAAGGGAAAGAGAAGGGCGGCGAGCACCUCCUCGCGCUCAACAGACACGGAGUUCAUUUCAUCGACUUAAUCACGCAUGAAACUCUGUAUCAUUAUCUCUAUUCCGAAGUGAUCUCCACUAGGAAAGUGAAAUCAGAAGAAGGAACGCUUUACUUGGACAUGAAAUGCGGCAAUUUGAUGCAGCAGCGCAUCACGAGACUUCAGACUGAACAGGCUCACGAGAUUUCGCGAUUAAUUAGACAGUACAUCACCAUGGAACAAAGAGCGAGCAACGCUCAGGUCGCUGGCGUUGGAUAUGAUGCGUUCUUAGGAUUUUUUAACUGCGCGUAGAAUUUAUGACAGAAGGUAAGGCAAGAGGAUUACAAGAGUUUGUCCGUACCUUGCUGAAGGUACCGUUUUUUAACAUUUUGGAAGUCAUUAGUUAAACGACGAUUCGAAGGUCUCGAGAUACUUAAGGGAAACUUUCGGGUUGUCACAGCACAUAGCUCAUUUUGGCUGGGCUUCUCAGUUUUUUUUUUGUUGGGAAAUGCAACCCCCUCUACUCUUGAUUUUUGCCCCUUCUGCGAUUUUUACGAAGGAGCUUUGUCCAGCAGCGGACAGAUUCAUUGGAGUUUCGUUAAUCAGCAAGAGCACAUCACGCGUAGAAACUCACAGCAAGCGUAGUUCAAGUUAUUGAUUAUUAAGACGCGUAUAUUUAUUGUACAAAAUACAGUCCAUUAGUUUAAUCAAGCAUUGCAUUUUUAUUGUGUAUAAUAUCUAACUCACUCCGCGCAUUCUGGCAUCCGCAUCAAUUACGAUUGUGGACCAGGGCUCAACAGGAUUUGGCAUGAGAUAAAAUUUAUCCAGCGUACCAUAGAAAUAUCAGUGUUUUCAACGCUCUUCGCUUGUUUGAGAAAGUUCAUAGAAAAUUACUCUUUGUUAUUUAUUUAUGAGAGAAUUAGGGAGAGGAGGGAAUUGUAAAAAUUUCGAUUUGUUAAGCAAAAGAAGAAUAGAAAAAUAUAGUUUGAAUCUUACGACUUGUAAAUAUGUCUAGUUAGAAUUGAGGAACAGACAGUUUUAUUCUAUCGUAGAUAGAGUCAUUGUAACUUCAAGUGGCGAUCUAUACGUAAGUUCAUACCUCGAUAAAGACAAAGCGAACGGUGUAUCGCGUUGCAAUGAAUUAUAACAAUAACACGAUGUUCAAACUUUCAGUUUAGUUAUACAGCGUUGAGAAAACUAACGUAAAUUAAUUAUAUAUAACGCUAAUACGUAAAAGGAGAGAGAGUGGGAAAGAGAGGAACGAAUGCUCAAGUCAAGUAUCUAAGCAAUUAAUCUCAGCUCUGUAAAUACGUGUUUAGAAACGAUUAGAAAAAGAAGGGACUGCGUGCGAAGCUGAGAGAGCGACGGUUCAGUGAAACAGUAAUUAACAGAUUUAAUGAAGUUCGAUGUUGGAACACGUCGACGCUCUUGAUGAGAUCUUCCGAUCGAUUCCUUCAUCUCAGCGCUUACAAAUUUCGUUUUGUUCGAUGACUGAAAAAACUGUCAAAUAAUGAGGGAGGUCUUGAUAAGGUAAUCGAUUUAUUUAUAUAAAAUGUGUAAGAAAAGGAAACAAUACGGUACACGACGCAAGAGUUAAUGUAAAUCUGAUUGAAGACUAACAUCUUUCACGAGUACGUUCUGAUGAAGACUAACAAGCUGCGGUUACAUGUUUAUCACAAGGAGACAUUAUUAUUAAUAAUUGUAUGUAUGCGUAUCGAUGUGAACGGAGGUGUUAAAACUUUAUAUUAAAAGUUUCUACAUAUAAAACG